AUGCUUUGUAUAAAAUGUUUAUUUUAUUCGUUAUUGGGCUAUCAGUACAAAAUUGAUGCUUUUGUCCUUUUCCCCUCCAGGAUCUAUAUUGAUGUGACGAACUGUACCUAUCUAUUGGCCAACCAUGAGCACUGUUUCUGGCCGAACCACAUAGUGGAUAAUUUCUUCACAAAUAUCCACAGAAACUAUUUCAAGAACUGUGCCCUGACUGGCAGGCUACCAGCUGACCCGCCAUUCCCUGUCCUGUGCUCUUUCAUCUUUAUCCCCAUCCUUAUAACUCUCCUGAUGACAGCACUUGUAGUGUGGAGAAGCAAACGCAGCGAAGGAAUUGUCUGA
This is a messenger RNA of Staurois parvus, 336 nucleotides long. NCBI's taxonomy places the organism in Eukaryota, Metazoa, Chordata, Amphibia, Anura, Ranidae. The record is from the annotation of a GenBank genome assembly.